UAAGGAUAAGCACAAGGGGUGCAAGUAUGUGGCCCACUGCAGCAAAGUGGCUAACAGCCAUACAUAUAAAAUAAAGACAUUGGGUGUGGACCACACAUGUGGUAGGUCACUAGAUAACUCUAGUGCCAAUGCAAAUUGGUUAACCAAAAUUGUUGUGGAAAAAAUGAGGGGUAGUGGUGAACAAAAGGUCAAAGAUAUCAUGAAAGAUCUGAGGAGGCAGUAUUCUGUUGGGGUAUCAUUUCAUACAUCUUGGAGUGCAAGGAAGAGGGCCACUGAAAUAUUAGAUGGUGAUGCAAAGAAACAAUACAGUUUACUGUGGAGGUAUGCAGCUGAGUUAAAGAGGGUGUGUAAUGGGAAUAAUCUCAAGCUUAAUGUUGAGAGAACCUUGAUAACAAAUCAACCAAGAUUCAGCAAGUUUUACUUUUGUUUUGAUGGUUGCAAGCAAGGUUUUUUGGCUGGUUGUAGGCCAUUUAUUGGAGUGGAUGGGUGUCACUUGAAAACUAAGUUUGGAGGUAUAUUAUUAGUUGUUGUUGGAAGAGAUGCAAAUGACCAAUAUUUCCCAUUAGCAUUUGGAGUUGUUGAGAAUGAAACCAAAGAGACAUGGAGGUGGUUUUUAACUUUACUGCUUGAAGAUAUUGGAAACAAAAGAUGGGUGUUUAUUUCAGAUCAACAAAAGGGAUUGAUGAGUGUGUUUGAUGAAUGGUCUGAUAGAAUUGAACAUAGGUACUGUCUUAGGCAUCUAUAUGCCAAUUUCAAGAAAAAAUUUGGAGGAGGAACAUUGAUAAGGGAUUUGAUGAUGGGUGCAGCAAAGGCUACAUAUAGACAAGCUUGGAAUGUUAAGAUGGAAGAGCUGAAAAAGGUGGAUGUGAAAGCAUGGGAGUGGCUAGUGGGACAUGAUCCUAAAUUAUGGUGUAAGCAUGCAUUUUCAUAUUAUCCUAAGUGUGAUGUAUUAAUGAAUAACAUUUCAGAGGCUUUUAAUGCUACUAUAUUAUUAGCUAGAGAUAAGCCAAUCCUCACAAUGGCAGAGUGGAUUAGAACAUACCUCAUGAAUAGGAUGUCAAAACUUAGGAAUAAGUUAAGUAACUGGCAAGGUGAUAUCAUGCCUAUGCCAAGGAAAAGAUUGAACACUGAGAUUCAAAGAUCUGGAAACUUGAUAGCAACUUGGGGAAUAGGUGAUGAGUUUGAGGUUGAAAUGGUGGGUGGUGGACAUAGAUUUACUGUAAACACUGCAAAUAGGACAUGUAGUUGUAAUUUUUGGGAGUUGGUAGGUAUACCUUGUAGGCAUGCAGUUGCAGCCAUAGGUAAGAGAGAUGGAAGGCCAGAAGACUAUGUCCAUGAGUGUUAUUCUAGAAAGACAUAUGAAGCAUGUUACAGCCAUAAUGUGAGUGCCAUUAAUGGACAAGAUAUGUGGCCUGAGGUGGAAUGUGAGGAGAUGCUUCCACCAACUUAUAAAAAAGGGCCUGGGAGACCAAAGAAGCUUAGGAGGAGGGAGCCUGGUGAGGCUAGUCAAACACAAGGCAAGUAUAGCAGAGCAAACACAAGCUACAGAUGCACAACUUGUAACAAAUUUGGGCACAAUGCAAGAGGAUGCAAGAGUCAGACAGUUGACCCUGAAGCACAAAAGAGGAAGAGGAAAGCACCUAAACCAACAACAAGGCAAGAGGAGAAUGAAGGGCAAUCAGUACAGAGUUAUGGGCAAGCAGAGGGCACAAGCCAGGUCCAAUGUGAAGUUGUCAGUCAAGGUGAACCAGAAGUUGAAGUUGGUCAAGCACAAGUUUCUCAAAGGCAAGCACAAGUAUCUCGGGCAACUCAAGUUGAAAGUAGUCAGGGAUCUAUAAGUACUAUGAUGGGUGAGAAAGUUGAACCAGUCAAGAAGAAGAGAAGACUUGUUAAGGGACUUCCUAAAUGCAACCCAUCAAAACAGGUAAACCCUCCAAGUGCAUUUAUGAGAACAAACCCACUUGCACCAACACAAACACAAACUGUCAUUGAACCAAGUGCAUCAAUACACACCACAGUUCACACUGGUAGGAGCUCAAAAACAAUUGUAGCACCAUCUGCAAAAGUCAACACAUCUGUACAAGCUCACCCAAACACAGUUAACAUUGGUAAGCCUAGUGCAAAGGUCUACACCAAUGUUAAGACUACUAACACAUCUCAAACAACUGUGAAACCAUCUGUUGAUGUGAGUACAACAGUAAACACAUCAACACACUCAAAAACAUUUGUUAAACCAUAUACCAUUGUGAAAACUAUUUGUGAACCUGUCCUAAAAUCUGUUCCACCCAAACCAUCUGUUGCACCAACACAAGCACCAAGACAAUCAAAGUCAGAAGGUAAGAAGCAUGGCUUAGGUAAAGUGAGGAGAAGUGGUAGGAAUGUUUGGAGAACUAAUGCUAACAAGAAGGGACCAGGAAAGAAUAUGGAUGACCCAAUUCAUAUAGCUGAAGAUUGUAAUGCUGAUGCUCAGAAGGAGACUGAUCCCCCUGUCAAAGUUGUCCCAGAGGCAAAGCUUGGAUCAUGUCUAGGCCUCCUUAGAAAAGUUGACACCAUAAAAUAUGUUUAAUGUGUUUUAAUUUGUUGGUUUUAACUGUGUAUGCAACUUGAAUGGAAUUUUGCCUAGCAUUUUGGUUAAGUAUUAUGUGGUUAAGUAUUUUGUGGUCAAGUAUUUUGGUUGUAAUUCUUGGCUAAGUCCAAGUAAUGUUGACAGAUUAUGGGUUACACCCUUUAAGUCUUCUAGUUAAGUAUUUUGGUUGUAAUUCUUGUUUAUGCACAAGUUAUGAACAAGUUCUAUGUUGACAUCA
Medicago truncatula (barrel medic) is the source of this 2804-nucleotide messenger RNA. RefSeq lists its product as uncharacterized. Gene Ontology annotation, molecular function: zinc ion binding. The record is from RefSeq and is a predicted model, not a curated record. The transcript has 4 exons. Lineage: Eukaryota; Viridiplantae; Streptophyta; Magnoliopsida; Fabales; Fabaceae. Bases 164 to 2566 code for a protein of 800 amino acids.